This is a messenger RNA of Brugia pahangi, 1782 nucleotides long. The record is from the annotation of a GenBank genome assembly. NCBI's taxonomy places the organism in Eukaryota, Metazoa, Nematoda, Chromadorea, Rhabditida, Onchocercidae.
AUGUUCACAGUACCAUUACAUAUUGGCAAUUUACAAAUUGAUUUUACAAAACGCUUAAUUUCAAUUGAUCGAUUUAAUGUUGUAAUUAAUGAUAAUAAUAUUAAUGUUCCUACUGCUAUUAUUCCUGCUACAAUAAAACGGGAAGAAUUUAAGCGAACAUUAACAAUAAAUAUUGGAUGUGCUAUAACUGAUCAAACUAUACAACUAAAUGAAUAUGCAAUAAAUGAUAAUUUAUUAUGGAUUAAAAUUAAUGAUGGAACUGAAUUAUUAAUUAAAUAUGAUAGAAAGGAGGAAUUAUUUGAAAAAUAUGAAAUUGAAUGGUCAAAUAUCAAAUGUUAUCAUUAUAUGAAAGAUGUGAUAAAGGCUGAUGCUAAUAGCCAAUGGUAUGGUGGACCUCAAAUAGCUCAGCAAACUUGGCCUUUGGCUGAAACUCUGCAACAAUUUUCACCGUAUUUAUCAUCGGAUACAUUAAAAGCUAAUACUGUUGCACCAAGUCUUUCCUAUUCAAUAUUUGUAGCAAAAUGUUGUACGCUACGUGAAUUUCAUAUCGCUGUUCAUGGAAAUUUGUAUGAUUCAUGUAAGACUAUUCCUGAUGAAGCAAUGAUUCGUAAGCCUAUUUGGUCAACUUGGGCAAGAUACUCAGAAAAAGUAACGCAACAUGAUGUGCUUGAAUUUGCUCAAGAAAUUCUAAAUAAUCAUGCACCAAUUUGCCAGCUUGAAUUGGAUGAUAAUUGGGCUACACAUUAUGGCGAUUUUGAUUUUAAUAAGGUUAAAUUCCCGGAUGUGGAAGGUAUGUGCAAACAACUGGAACAAUUGAAUAUUCGAUUAACUCUAUGGGUUCAUCCAUUUGUCAAUUUGAUUAGCGAAAAUGGGAAAAAUCCGACAUUACGGCAUUUAUUUGUGAGAGAUUCCAGUGGUCAACCGGGAAUUGUUGAAUGGUGGCAAGGGCAAGCUUAUGUGAUCGAUUUCACAAAUCCUGAGGCAGUGCAGUGGUUUUGUGAACAGCUGGAAAGAAUUAAAAAGGUUGGCAUUUUCUCAUUCAAAUUUGACGCAGGUGAAGUGACCUAUCUUCCAGAAGAUGUUCAUCUAUAUUCUGGUGCUUCACCAAAUGAUUUUUGCGAGGCUUACGUACGUACAGCCGCAUCGUUUGGAUCUUCAGUUGAGGUAAGAGUUUUUCGUCGUACACAAUCUCUGCCCAUAUUUUACAGGACAAUGGAUCGCUUAUCAACCUGGAAUAACAUUGGUUUGAACACUUUAAUACCAGUGGUACUUAAUUUCGGACUACACGGUUAUUAUUAUAAUUUACCGGAUAUGAUAGGUGGUAAUGGAUAUGGUGGUGAAAAAUGCAGCAAAGAAUUGUAUAUUCGUUGGAUGCAGGCAAAUGAAUUCCUGCUGUCUAUGCAAUUUUCAUAUCCUCCAUGGCAGUAUGACGAUGAGUUGUGUGAUAUUUUCCAUCGCAUUAUGCAAAAACGAAAUGAGAUGAUGAAUUUUUUAAUUGAAGCUUGCCGGAAAAGUUGUAAAAGUGGUCAACCCGUAAUACGGCCGUUAUGGUGGUUAUCGGAAGAUCCGGAAGCACUGUAUUCUGGUGAUCAGUUUGUAAUCGACGAUACUAUGAUUGUUGCACCAAUUUUGACUGAAGGUGCAACAUCACGAAAUGUUUUUCUUCCAAAUGGUAUUUGGGAGCAUGAAUUAACGCACAAUAUUUACAUGGGACCAAUUAAAUUGACUGUUGAAGCUCCUCUUUUCCAUCAUGCUCCACCAUAUUUUACUUCUGUUGAAUAA